AUGUCUGAAAAACCUUUUGAAAGUCCAGAUGAAUCUAUGGACGAGAAUUUAGACGCUCCAGCUUCCUUAGAAGAGUGCCUCUCGAAGGCAAGUACCUUCAAAUCAGCUGGAAAUGAAUUCUACAAACUUUCCAAAUUCAAAGAAGCUUCUGAAUCUUACAAUGAUGGUAUUACUUGGAUAAAGAAGAUGAAUAAUAUUGAACCUCAUAAGGAAUUAUUAAGUGUUCUUUAUAGUAAUUUGUGUGCCAGUUACCUUGAGCUUUUUGAGUAUGGGAAGGCUAGAGAAUCUGCCAACGAAGCUAUAACAAAUAAUAAAAAUAACGUCAAAGCUUAUUAUCGUAGAGCUCAAGCAUUGUUUAAUAUUGGAUCUUUUGAAGAAGCUCUUUCUGACUGUAACCAUCUUCUUGAAAUUGAUAAAUCUGAUCCGAACGUCAAUAAUCUUCUUCGAAAGAUUAAUCUUAAAUUAAAACAAGCCAAUCAACAACAGAAAAAGGCGUUUGGAGGAUUAUUUGAUAAAGUUGGUGGAUUAUAUGAUGAUAGGCAAUUGGAAAUGCAAAAUAAAAAACAAACCAAAUAUGAAGAAUACGUUAAAACACAAGAAGGUGAAGAGAAAAUGGAUUAUGAAUCAUGGGAAAAGUAUGAACAGGAACAAGAGGCUAAAAAGGAAUUAGAACGUAGUAAAAAAGCCAAAGAAGAAGGUUCUAAGAAAGUAGAUGAAACGCCUGAUUUGGAUGAAGAAGAUGAAAGAAUCAUUAAUGAAACAAAGAAAAUGGGCUAUUGUUAUUUCGGGAAAAAGAAAGAUGAUAUCAAUACCAAUUUACAAUCAAAUCAUACCAUUACUCCACAACCAGUCAAUACCAAUUCUAACAUGGAACAAUCGAAAAGAUCAAUAUCAUCAUGGAAUUCACAAGAUAUGACACAAUGGUGUAAAAAAACACUUGAACAUUAUCUUCUACAAUCAAAUUACCAAAAUGAACCAAAAUCACAAGAUAAUUCACAAAAUAUCUUACAAAUGUUCAAUGAAAUAAAUUUGGAUUUGGAUGGAAAUGGAUUAGCAAAGUUACAGAAGCUUGCAGGGAUGAUAUAUAAGAGUAGUGUAAAACCUUCAUCAGUUGAAGCACUGGAAGGUGAUGCACAAAUAGCAUUUAUUAGGGGAACGAGACGUUACCUCUUCGAUUUCAGCUGUAACAUUAAUCUGGACAUAGAAAUCGACACCGACUUUGAAAAAGAAGUAAAAACACAACUCUCCAAAUACCAAGGAGUAUUGGUAUUGAAGGAAAUAUCAAGUGAACGUGAAAGUGGAAAGACUUGGACAGAUUAUAUGAGUGUAAAGUACAAGUCAAACUUGAAACCAGAACAUCAAGAACUUGUGAAGGAUAUGCUCAACAAGUUCAAAGAAAAUGUUUCUCAAAAAAUUGAUCAAUUUCUAACACAUUAUCAAACGCAGUAA
This is a messenger RNA of Theileria annulata, 1449 nucleotides long. RefSeq lists its product as uncharacterized. The transcript is spliced from 10 exons. NCBI's taxonomy places the organism in Eukaryota, Apicomplexa, Aconoidasida, Piroplasmida, Theileriidae. Gene Ontology annotation, molecular function: protein-folding chaperone binding; ATPase activator activity. The record is from RefSeq and is a predicted model, not a curated record. Bases 1 to 1449 code for a protein of 482 amino acids.